CCUGACCCACCGCCAACACCACCACCUCCACCACUGCCAAACCCUUCUCCACCAACUCCGCCACCUGCACCUCUACCAACACCACCUCCUGCUCCGAACCCACCACCCUUUCCAGCACCACUACCAACUCCUCCACCUUUACCACCUCCAAAACCUUCUCCAUCCCUGCACCACCACAACACCGCCUCCGGCUCCAAACCCUCCACCUUUUCCAACACCACCACCAACUCCUCCACCUUCACCGCCUCCAAAACCUCCUCCACCCCUUGCACCACCACCUACUCCACUCCCUGCACCACCACCAACACCACCUCCAGCUCCAAACCCUCCACGUUUUCCAGCACCACCACCAAUUCCUCCACCUUUACCGCCUCCAAAACCUCCUCCGCCACCUGCAGCUCCACCAACACCACCUCCUGCUCCAAACCCACCACCCUUUCCAGCACCACCACCAAAUCCUCCACCUUUACCACCUCCAAAACCUCCUCCACCACCUACUCCACCCCUGCACCACCACCAACACCACCUCCGGCUCCAAACCCUCCAUUUUUUCCAGCAGCACCACCAACUCCUCCACCUUCACCGCCUCUGAAUCCUCCUCCGCCACCUGCACCACCACCUACUCCACCCCUGGCACCACCACCAACACCAACACCAACACCACCUCCUGCUCCAAACCCUCCACCUUUUCCUGCACCACCACUAAAUCCUCCACCUCCACCACCUCCAAACCUCCUCCAACUCCACCUAACCCUCGCCCUUCCUUUCCCCUACUACCACAGUUUCAUGACACCAAAGCAUUAG
Molecule: messenger RNA, 804 nt
Organism: Coffea arabica (coffee)
Lineage: Eukaryota; Viridiplantae; Streptophyta; Magnoliopsida; Gentianales; Rubiaceae
Source: RefSeq, a predicted model, not a curated record